Messenger RNA from Sorex fumeus (smoky shrew), 2052 nucleotides. It is a transcript of the gene SMIM10L1, whose product is annotated as small integral membrane protein 10 like 1. Lineage: Eukaryota; Metazoa; Chordata; Mammalia; Eulipotyphla; Soricidae. Bases 116 to 322 code for a protein of 68 amino acids. The transcript has a single exon. The record is from RefSeq and is a predicted model, not a curated record.
ACAGGAAGGGGCGGAGCGCGCGCGCCGCCGCGGAGGAAGCCCGGGCGGCCGCAGCGACAGCCGGAGCCCCCCGCCGCCGCCGUCGCCGCCGCGCAAGCCCCCCCACUGCGGCCCCAUGGCCCCCGCCGCGGCGCCCUGCUCGCUGGCCCUCCGGGCCCCGGGCCCGCUCGCCGCGCCCAGCUCCUACGGCGUCUUCUGCAAGGGGCUCUCCCGCACCCUGCUCGCCUUCUUCGAGCUGGCCUGGCAGCUGCGCAUGAAUUUCCCGUACUUCUACAUCGCGGGCUCCGUCAUCCUCAACAUCCGCUUGCAGGUACACUUUUAGCACCGCCACGGGGGCGGCGGCGGCGGCGGCGGCGGGCCGGCAUCAUGGCCGACUCCCCGGAGACUCGGCGGCGGCGGCGGGGAAGGCGGUUGUCACCGCGGUCUCGCGAGAGCUCCGGAUCGCGCGCGCACGCGCACACACACGCACGCGCGUGCGCGCGCCGCACUCGGCCCGAGUCCCUUCUCCCCCGCGCCUGCGCUCUUCGUUCCCAGUCGCCGAGAGCCGCUCCGUGACUCGCCCGAGCCCGCGCGCACGUUCUGGGGAGGCUGGAGAGUUGGAAGUGAAGACCCGGGAGAUGAGCCUCGGACACGCGCUGCCUCUGCCGAAACCUAAAACGUUAGGACCGACGGGACGAGGCGUUCAAUGGUGUGUGUGUGUGUUUUUCCUCCAUGACGCUCAUCGGCCAAGCAGAAGAAAAGGAUGAAUUUCGGGGCGAUUGGACGGUGAGCAAGCAGGGACCUUGGAAAGGAAAUGAAUGAAGAGCUGCAGGCUCCGGGAUUGCACCGUGUGCAUGUCCUCAGCCCUCCGGAGAAAGCCCUGAGCCGGCAGGAACUUGCAAGAUGGACUGACCGUACAGGAACUGCAUCCUUCCAACAGAAAAGGAGGCCAGAAGUUUGGGAUUUGUAAGCACAUGGACUAGAUCUUGGAGCCAAAAGAGAAGGGAACCCUGGCAAACGCGAAGCGUGGCUCUUUCGUGCAUCACCUGUAGAUGAUCAUACCAGUGUCAAUGCUGUUUAUGGUUUUCAUCUUUGAAAUCAAAAAAAAAAAAAAACGCAAAUGUUAGCCUUGCUCGUGUGAAAAGGACCGUUUGUUUUACCAAGUCGCGAUGUUUAGGAGGAGAAUCAAGGUAAAUUGAAUGCAGUGCUACCCUUACAGAGUGGGAAAAUUAGAAGUCGGGUGUGCUUUUUUAAAGGGGAGCACUCCGAGGGGUCGCGCUGUAAAAUUGCUAAAAUUACAUAACUGUAUUUAGAAACGAAAAUUGGAAGUCAGCAAGAAAUGUCAGUAGAAGCAGCUUUAAGGUGAAAUAUCUCCCCCAUAUCCCGCGCCUCCCAAAAAAGGGGGAAUUGAGUACCUGGUGUAUUUAAAUGCCGAGACCAGCGAAUUUUAGUUGUUUUUGAGAGUCCGGAGAUAAAGUUGAGCAUUUAUGGACCCCGGGAAAGAGAAACGUUUUCCCAGAAUUGCAUUGCAUACCUGAAUAUGUGAAUAGUGGUAGCCAAAGUCACUCAUCAUUAUGUAAACACUGAAUAGAGUUAUAACAAAAUUAUUAUGUAACCUUGGGGGCAGUGAAGGGAGAGAUGUGUGUAAUGGAGAAAAAGCAAUCCCCUUUAGCUAGAACCAGUCAGAUUCUAGAAAUACAGAAAGGUCAGUUACAUAUAUAUAAAUAAGUUAUUCAGAAGAGCAUCCCAGCCAAGAGAUUGUCACUGAAAAAUAAAAUCCGGGACAGGUAGAAAAGGCGGGGAGCACUGCUGUGUUUUCACUAACAGUAUUAUUUGAUGUCUUAACUAUGUGUACUUGAUUAAAAAAUUAAUUUCAAUUGUAAAAGUGGUCAUUGAAGCGUACUCCCUUGGUUAAGAGCCUGCAACGUUAAAUAGCAUCAAAUUUUAAAUCAGGCAGUUCUCUUAAGAACUGUGUCCGUUGGAUAUCUGAGUCCAUUCAUUCUGCAUAAAUCCCUGUUUUCCUAUCAGAUGACAACAAAAAUACCCACCUGCUCUGCUUGGCCUGAAAAUUAA